GGCAUUUUUUGGUAGAUGGAUUCAUUUACAACACGUGUUAGUGUUGUUAUUGUUAUUCUGGGGUGUUUGGAAUGCUCGUAUGUCUAUUUUUCUCGACGAUGUCCAGCCUGGCAGAUCAGCAACGGAAUACGUAAAGAGACAUGGGAAAAACAAACAAUUCUUCAGUGCUUUCAGUUUGACGCCAAUGAUACAAACUCCAGACAUAUAUAUCUCAAUAAUGGCUUGACUAGCUUGAAUUGUGAAACUGCGGGAAAAGAUCAUUUUUUACAAGCUCUGACCGAAUUUUCGACCAAAUUGUACGAUACCAAUCACAUUCUAUCUGCUGCAUACUGUGUAGAGAAGAAAGAUUAUAAACUUGUAAACUGCUCAAUGCCAAUGAGGAAAUUUUCCUACAUGAAAGGAUUCGACAUUAUGUAUUACUCGCGAGUUUUAAGAAAAAUAGUCAGUGCUCCCUCUGAAUUUGACAACACUACCUUUCAAAUAGAGCUGUGUGACCUGGAGCGAUUAUAGGGGAAAAA
Molecule: messenger RNA, 518 nt
Organism: Magallana angulata
Lineage: Eukaryota; Metazoa; Mollusca; Bivalvia; Ostreida; Ostreidae
Exons: 4
Coding region: 16-510 (164 amino acids)
Source: RefSeq, a predicted model, not a curated record